AAAACCCAACAGAGCCCACAGAAAAAUUCCUUUUUUUCCUUCUAUAAAUAAAUAAAUAAGUAACAAAUUCAGCAAAUUAUUCUAUUUAUAGACCCUAGAGAGAGCUCGAAGAGAUCAUCAAAAUCUAAAUGGCAGCUCCUAAGAUCCCGUCGCCUGAAUCCACUUCCACAAUCAAAGAUCUCACUGGGAAAAUUCAUGGAGUUUCAAUCUCUGGCGGCUCUGGCGGCAGGGGCAGCAGCUCCGGCAGUGGGCCAUGGAGCUCUCCGGCUUCCGGUCUUGCCCUUCAUCGUGGGCAGCAUAGUCGUCAGUAUCGGUCCCCGACAGGGAGCAAUGGGAGCGAUGUAAGAAGCAAUGGAUCAGUAAAACCUUUGAAAGAAGAAGAGAGUGGUGGUUAUGGUUCAGCGAAUGUGGAGAAGGCACUCUCUGUCCCCAGCGGGUUUUCGAUGGUGAGGAGAAAGAAGGAUUUUAGGUGCAUGGAGAGGGUUAGAGGGAGGUUGGUUAAUGUUCUUGAAGGGCUUGAGCUUCAUACUGGUGUGUUUAGUGUCGAGGAGCAGAAGAAGAUCGUGGAUUAUGUUUAUGAUAUUCAGGAGAAGGGCCGAAAAGGGAUGCUUCGAGAACGAACAUAUUCAGAGCCGAGAAAGUGGAUGCGAGGCAAAGGGCGAGUCACCGUACAAUUUGGAUGCUGCUAUAACUAUGCCAUGGACAAGAAUGGAAAUCCACCGGGCAUUAUUCGCGAUGAGGAGGUUGACCCUAUUCCUCCCCUUCUGAAAUCAAUGAUCAAGAGGAUGGUGGAAUGGCACGUUUUACCUCCUACAUGCAUUCCUAAUAGUUGCAUCAUCAACAUCUAUGAUAAAGACGACUGUAUUCCCCCUCACAUCGAUCAUCAUGACUUUGUUCGGCCCUUUUGCACAGUCUCGUUCCUAACAGAAUGCAAUAUAUUAUUUGGUGCCGAUCUGAAGAUACUUGGCCCGGGAGAAUUUUCGGGUUCCACUGCUAUUCCUCUACCUAAAGGGUCUGUGCUCAUCUUAAAGGGCAAUGGUGCCGAUGUAGCUAAGCAUUGUGUGCCUGCUGUCCCUGCCAAGAGGAUCUCCAUAACUUUUAGAAAGAUGGACGACGCUAAACAUCCUUUUGAAUUCACUCCUGAUCCUGAGCUGCAGAAUCUCCGGCCUCUUCCACUCCCAGUGAGUUCAGCUCUGCCGAAGCAACAACAAUCUCAACAGAGGACCCCUCCAUCUCAAACCCAACAAACUAGUUCUCAUUCUAGCAAUUGGAGCUCGGGAGAUCAGAAUUCAAGUGGAGAUGUUUCUCAUUCUAGCAACGGAACCCCUGGAGAUAAGAGCACCAGCGAAAAGAAACAGUCAAUAGCAAGUGGAGAGAAGUUUGUUAGUCCAGUUCAGUUUGUUGAUGAUGAUUUCCCUUCAUUUUCACAGAAGCAAUCUCAACAGAGGACUCAACCAUCACAAGCAUCUAGGCAUUGUUGGAAUCCAAGAGAUCAGACUUCAAAUGGAAAUGCUUCUGGUUAUAGCGAUGUGAGCUCUGCAGAUAAGAGCACAGGUGAAAAGAAACAGUCAAUAAUAGCAAGUGGAGAGAAAUUUGUGAGCCCAGUUAAGUUUGGUGAUGAUGAAUUUCCUUCACUGGGUUCUGGUGCUUUCAGUAAGCCCUCGAGAAAACCUGGGAGGUCCUUGAGGCAGUGAGUUCUUUGCUGCAGUCUAGAGGCAAAGUUUGUAUUUUUGUGUAAUUUUAUUGGCAGUGAUUGAGUGAUGCUGAGAAUUUGCUUGGAUUCAUUUCUUGUAUCAUUUUUUGUAUGUUGUAAGAGUAUUUAGGGGGUGUUCAUGAGUAAUAUCCUUAUUACGAGGUUUCCCCCGCAUAAAAGUUUUUUUAAGUUGUGAAUCUUGAAGUUCAUAUUUCCAUUGUCCAGGGGAAGAUUUCUUUCGCUUU
Messenger RNA from Asparagus officinalis (garden asparagus), 1938 nucleotides. RefSeq lists its product as uncharacterized. Gene Ontology annotation, molecular function: mRNA binding; demethylase activity. NCBI's taxonomy places the organism in Eukaryota, Viridiplantae, Streptophyta, Magnoliopsida, Asparagales, Asparagaceae. Bases 129 to 1694 code for a protein of 521 amino acids. The transcript is spliced from 6 exons. The record is from RefSeq and is a predicted model, not a curated record. Gene Ontology annotation, biological process: mRNA catabolic process.